GUCUACAACUCGCUUCCGCUGUGGUCCUCCUGGAAGGACUUUGGCUUGUGGGGGUGGGUGAGGUGGCCUGCGUAGGCGAGGCCCCUGGCUUUCGUUCACCCGCUGUGCUUUCUUUCCUCGUGAGAGGAAAAAGAGUUAAAUACGGCUCGAUGUGCCAUCAUUUGUUAUGGUGAAAGCAGCAUGCUUGAAUUUUCUGAAGUUGUGCAAAAUAAAAUAUUACAAUUAUUGCCUUAUUCACAAUGUACAGAGGGAUUUUAUCAUACAAACAGGAGAUCCUACAGGAACUGGCCGUGGAGGAGAGUCUGUAUUUGGACAACUGUAUGGUGAUCAAGCAAGCUUUUUUGAGGCAGAAAAAGUGCCAAGGAUUAAGCACAAGAAGAAAGGCACUGUGUCCAUGGUGAACAAUGGCAGUGAUCAACAUGGAUCUCAGUUUCUUAUUACUACAGGAGAAAAUCUAGAUUACCUUGAUGGUGUUCAUACAGUGUUUGGUGAAGUGACAGAAGGCAUGGACAUAGUUAAGAAAAUCAAUGAGACCUUUGUCGACAAGGAUUUUGUACCAUAUCAAGAUAUCAGGAUAAAUCAUACAGUGAUUUUAGAUGAUCCGUUUGAUGACCCUCCUGAUUUAUUAAUUCCUGAUCGAUCACCAGAACCUACAAGGGAACAAUUAGAUAGUGGUCGAAUAGGAGCAGAUGAAGAAAUUGAUGACUUCAAAGGAAGAUCAGCUGAAGAAGUAGAAGAAAUAAAGGCGGAAAAAGAGGCUAAAACUCAAGCUAUUCUUCUAGAGAUGGUGGGAGACUUACCUGAUGCAGAUAUUAAACCUCCAGAAAAUGUUUUGUUUGUGUGUAAAUUGAAUCCAGUGACCACAGAUGAGGACUUGGAGAUAAUAUUCUCAAGAUUUGGGCCAAUAAGAAGUUGUGAAGUUAUCCGAGAUUGGAAAACAGGAGAAUCCCUCUGUUAUGCUUUUAUUGAAUUUGAAAAGGAAGAAGACUGUGAGAAAGCAUUCUUCAAAAUGGAUAAUGUACUUAUUGACGACAGGAGAAUACAUGUGGAUUUUAGCCAGUCUGUUGCAAAGGUUAAAUGGAAAGGGAAAGGUGGGAAAUAUACCAAGAGUGAUUUCAAGGAGUAUGAAAAGGAACAGGAUAAACCAUCCAAUUUGGUUUUGAAAGAAAAAGUAAAGCCCAAACAGGAUGCGAAAUAUGAUCUUAUACUAGAUGAGCAGGCAGAAGACUCAAAGUCAAGUCACUCACACACCAGUAAAAAACACAAAAAGAAAACCCGUCACUGCUCUGAAGAAAAGGAAGAUGAAGAAUACAUGCCAAUCAAAAAUCCUAAUCAGGAUAUCUACAGGGAAAUGGGCUUUGGACAUUAUGAAGAUGAAGAAAGUUGUUGGGAGAAACAGAAGAGUGAAAAGAGAGACCGACGUCAGAACCGCAGUCGUAGCAGAUCUCGAGAAAGGGAUGGUCACUAUAGUAACAGCCACAAACCCAAGUACCAGACAGAUCCUUAUGAAAGGGAAAGGAGUAGAAAGAGAGACCGAAGCAGAAGUCCAAAGAAAUCCAAAGACAAAGAAAGAUCUAAGUACAGAUGAGUGGGGAAGAAAAGGAAGUGAAUGACUAGCAGGUCUGCUCCUGCCUGGUUUGGAGCUCUCACAGAUGCUCAGAGUUCCUGCUGGUAACGCUAACUCUGCCUGCCUCCGUGUUGGUGGUGCACACUAAGGGUUUGGGGCACUGGAAGAGAGUGGGCAUUUUCUGUGUAUACUUUUAUAUAAAUUUUAUUGUUGUGCAUACAUGUUAGUAUUCAUAUUUAACAUCUUUCAUAUUUUCAGCCUUUUUUAAAUGAAGCAUUUCAUACCACAGAAGUCCAUAGAAUUGUAUAUAAUACAUAAAACAUAGUAAAUUGUAUACCGGGCUGCAGUGUAAGAGUGUCGCUUGCUAUGAAAGUUUCAUAUGUUCUUUCUCCCUCUAGAUUUUAUCAUUCUGAGUUAUAUUUACCUUGCUGUUAAUUUCAUAUGGUUUGGAAUUUUAUAAAAAUGACACAAUAUAUGUUUACUUCUGUGACUUAAGAGUUGAUUCAUUUUUAUUGUAACGUAGCUGUAAUGGAUAUGGGGCAGUUGAUCAGUUGAUGGGCCUUUGACUUGUUUGUUAGUUUUUUUUUUCCUGGCCAUGUGGUUUGAGUUUUCAAUGCGUUUAUAAUUAUGGUUGCUUAAUUUACCUGGUAUGUGGAUUUGCAUGGGGGCAGAGGUAGCCACAAGAGUGUCAGUCCACUGUGCGGCUUAGAGCAGUUGUUGCUUCAUUGCUGUACAUAGUCUUGACCACCAAUAGAAGAGGCUUAGUUAUGUAAGAAGUUAGCUUCCUGGCUAGGAAGAUGGCUUGGAUUGCCCUGUGCAUGCUUCACAAGCAUAGAACUGAGUUCAGAUCCUGAGGACCACAUAACCAGGCUGACAGGGCACAUGCUUCUAUCCCAGCACUGGAGAGGCAGGAGCAGGUGAAGCUCCAGGGCUAGUGAGAAACCUUGUCUCAAACUGUGAUGGAGAGUGAUUGAGGAAGACACCUGACUGACCUCUCGCCUCCACAUACGUGCACACAAUUGUGUAUGCACGUACACCCAGAGACGAAGAAACAGCCAUCCUGGAUAGACAGCUGUAAGUAUUGCUUGCAUAGAUGAUUCUAAAGUGUGGUCUGGAAGAAUGAGCAAGAGAUGAGCUGGGAACAGUGAGAAUUCACCUACUGACAGCUGAGACUUGAUUUAAUAGCUCUGGAAUAUUGAAAUGGUAAAAAUUUAUAUACCAAGCGUUUCAGGGUAAAAUAUCCUUUAUUGCAAAUUUUAUUGCUGUUUUAUUUUCCCUACACAUUUGACAGUAAUUUUAUGUACUUAUGGAGGUGUAAUGUGUUUUAUAUAUGUUCAUAUUCUGGGAUGAGUAAAUCCAUUUACAAACAUCA
Molecule: messenger RNA, 2939 nt
Organism: Myodes glareolus (Bank vole)
Lineage: Eukaryota; Metazoa; Chordata; Mammalia; Rodentia; Cricetidae
Gene: Ppil4
Product: peptidylprolyl isomerase like 4
Biological process (GO): protein peptidyl-prolyl isomerization
Cellular component (GO): nucleus
Molecular function (GO): RNA binding; peptidyl-prolyl cis-trans isomerase activity
Source: RefSeq, a predicted model, not a curated record